AUGGAUUCGUUACCGAUGAACACUCUGCUUGAAUUUAAUAAAGAUACAAUUCAAAUUACACGUAAGAGUUACAAUUUGGAUACGCCAGGAAGUAUGGAUCAAGCUAUCGAUAUUUUACAAGAGUGGGUCGAAAAACAAAAUCAUUUUAAAAAGAAAGAUUAUCCUAGAGAAUAUUUGGAAAGAAGAAUAAUUUUUUGCAAGGGUUCAGUGGAGCGCGCAAAAUUAAAAAUAGACAGAAAUUGCACUCUUCGGACGUUGAUGCCGCAGUUCUACAAAUUUAUCGAUUUUAAGACUGAAUACAAGUAUUCGGACAUUAUAUGGGACGGGAUAUUACCCAAAAUGACUGAUGACUAUUACAGAAUUUAUGUAGUAAAAAAUAUUGGAAAACGUUUUAAUAAGGACAUUAUAACAAGUUACGUCCGAUGGACAGUUGCGAUGGCCGAAUACUUAACAGCGAACGAUUAUAACAGAGGAAUAAUAAUAAUUUUUGAGCUUUCGGAGACCGAUCUAGUAGAAUUAGUAAAGGUAUUCGAUUUCGCCGAAGUACGCCGAGCUUUGACAUUAUUAAUUGAUGGCUAUGCAAUGAGCAUAAAAGCUCUGCAUUUAGUUACUUCAUCAAAAACUGUGGAAACGAUAACUGAAUUUGUCAAACCAAUUCUCAGUGCAAAAUUAAGUCAACGUAUUCAAAUACACAAAGAUUUGAAAUCACUACACCAGGUUGUACAAAGAGAUGUGUUACCAGAAGAACUAGGCGGAAAUGAGAGAUCUAUUGUUAAAUUACACAGAGAGUGGGUAGAUGUUCUUAGUUCAAAGGAGUUUCAAGAGUAUUACAGCGAAAUGAAAACAGCUUCCACAAAUGAAAAGUACAGACUGAUGAAUAAACUUAAUGAAGAGUAUAUGGGAAUAGCAGGCACAUUUAAAACAUUAAAUAUAGAUUAG
This is a messenger RNA of Parnassius apollo (apollo), 939 nucleotides long. Lineage: Eukaryota; Metazoa; Arthropoda; Insecta; Lepidoptera; Papilionidae. The record is from the annotation of a GenBank genome assembly.